Messenger RNA from Hordeum vulgare subsp. vulgare (domesticated barley), 2587 nucleotides. Its product is annotated as proline-rich receptor-like protein kinase PERK1. Gene Ontology annotation, biological process: protein phosphorylation. The transcript is spliced from 8 exons. Gene Ontology annotation, molecular function: protein kinase activity; ATP binding. The record is from RefSeq and is a predicted model, not a curated record. Lineage: Eukaryota; Viridiplantae; Streptophyta; Magnoliopsida; Poales; Poaceae. The coding region runs from base 85 to 2358 and encodes 757 amino acids.
GCAGAGAUGAAUUGUAAGCGCGGCAAAACUAAGCAAGCAAAACCACCUAAUGGCUAACUGCAUCCAGCUCAUAGGUGGACGUGCAUGAACUCGUACCACGCUAGUCUUCGUCUCGUCUCGUCUCUUGCCCACCGUCGGUAUAUUAUUAGUCGUAAAGUCGUAGCCGUGGAGAUCGAUAGUUCAACGUCAGCCUCUUGCGCCACGCCGCAGCUAGCCACCGUCACCAUGUCCAGCCCACCACCUCCGGACGCCGCCGGCUCGCCGCCGGUGACUCCGGUCCCGCCCACUCCGGUGACCCCAACUCCGCCGGUGGCGAUUCCGCCUGCUCCGGUGAACCCGGUCCCUCCUGUGGCACUUCCUCCGCAGAGCCCGCCCCCUCCUCCUCCUCCGGACGCGGUUCCGCCUGCUCCGGUUCAGGCCGAUCCUCCCACCGUCGUAAACCCUCCGGUGGUGCCCCCGCCGGUGAACUCACCUCCACCGCCUGCACCAAGACCAAGGCCGCCGACGCCAAACCCAACGCCGGUGACACCGUCCCCGCCUCCGCCAAGGCCCACGCCCACGCCGACGCCAAACCCGACGCCGGUAACGCCGUCCCCGCCUCCGCCAAGGCCAACUCCGACGCCAACGCCAACUCCUCGCAGGCCGCCGCCGUCAUCUUCGCCAGCGCCGCCUGACGCCACGCCGCCGCCUCCUGGAGGCGUUCCAUCGUCGCCGCCGCUCCCGAUCGACGCACCAGCCGCAGCAGCGCCUCCGCCGUCGCCUCUUACGUUUUAUCCGCCUCCUCCGCCGCAGUUAGCGGACGCGCCGUCGGCAUCGGCCAAGCCCCCGUCAGGCAGCGGCACCGCGCUGGGCGUGGGUGUGGCUGUCGGGGCGGUGGUCUUCCUCGGCCUCGCGGCCGCGCUGAUCUUCUUCUUCGUGUCCAAGCGGCGCCGUCGCCGUAGGGUACCGCCGCCGGGGACCCCAGCGGAUUUCUUCUACGACCCGAGGCAGCCGACGACGCCGCUGCAGCCGUCGCACGCGCUGUCGACGGCGUCGUCGACGCCGCCGCUGAUGGCUUCGUGGACGCAGAGCAGCGGCGGCGGGGGCGGCGGGUCCCCGCUGCCGGCAAUGACGGGCGGCACGUUCCGGUACGACGAGCUGGCGGCGGCGACGGACGGGUUCGCGGAGGCGAACCUGCUGGGGCAGGGCGGGUUCGGUCACGUGUACAAGGGCACGGUGAACGGGCAGGAGGUGGCCAUCAAGAAGCUGCGCGCCGGCAGCGGGCAGGGCCACCGCGAGUUCCGCGCCGAGGUGGACAUCAUCAGCCGCGUCCACCACAAGAACCUCGUCUCCCUCGUCGGCUUCUGCAUCCACGCCGAGCAGCGCCUCCUCGUCUACGAGUACGUCCCCAACAAGACCCUCGAGUCCCACCUGCACCACGGGAGCGGCCGCGCGACGCUGGAUUGGCCGCGCCGGUGGAAGAUCGCCGUCGGCUCGGCGAAGGGCCUCGCGUACCUGCACGAGGACUGCCAUCCUAAGAUCAUCCAUCGUGACAUCAAGGCGGCCAACAUCCUCCUCGACUACAACUAUGAGCCCAAGGUUGCUGAUUUCGGGCUGGCCAAAUGCCAAGAAGCAGAACACACCGCUGUUUCCACGCGGGUGAUGGGAACGUUUGGAUAUCUGGCCCCGGAAUAUGCCGCCACCGGCAAAGUCAAUGACCGGUCCGACGUCUUCUCCUUCGGCGUGAUGCUUCUGGAGCUCAUCACCGGAAGGAAACCUAUCAUGACGUCCUCGGAUCACCAGCCCGAAACACUGGUUGCUUGGGCAAAGCCCUUGCUGACCAAGGCCGCGGAGGAGGAGAACUACGAGGAGCUGAUCGACCCGGAGCUGGGGACCAACUACGACGCCUACGACAUGGCGCGGCUCGUCGCGUGCGCCGCCGCCGCCGUUCGCCAGACGGCGCGGUCUCGCCCGCGGAUGACUCAGAUCGUUCGGUACCUGGAGGGCGAGCUGUCGGCGGAGGACCUGAACGGCGGCAUGGCGCCGGGCCAGAGCGCGAUGCAUCGCUCAGGGGGCGGCAACACGGACGACGUGAGGCGGCUCAGGAGGAUGGCGUUCGGGCCGGGCACCGGGACGGCCGGCGGCACCAUCAGCGAGUACGCCAGCAGCGAGAUGAGCGCGCCGACGAGCGAGUAUGGGCUGAACCCGUCCAGCGAGUACACGGCCAGCAGCGCCGCGGACACGGAGGACAUGGCGGACUUCCCGCACAGAGCCGGCGCCGGCAGGGGCGCCGCCGAGGGGGACAGCGGCGAGGCGGGACGUGCAACCACGGAGGGGUUCAGCAGGCGCACCACCGCCAGACGUACCGGCCGGGGGUGACGGGACGUACGGAAUACAUUUACGAGCGGCUGAUCAAGGAGUCGUCGCUCGUGUCGUGUAUAUAUAUGUGAUGCUGUCGCUGUGGGGUUUGGUUUGCGUUUCUUUGUUUCAGUUUUCGGGUUCAUGCGAUUUUUGGUGGGUGGUGGAACAAGUGGUAACUUGUACGUGCGUCCAUUAAUUAACCACAGAGGUGAAUAAAACGGAAAGAGGUGAUGGAGAAUUCUCGUAA